AUCCAUUAACACCAAAAUAAAUGGUUGCGCCUAAGUCAAGAGAUAAACCAAAAAGGUACAAAAUACAUUCUUAGCUAUGUCUUUCCAGGCAGUUCAACUUACUGUCCAAGAUCAUUAUGUUGUUAUUGAUAAUGGAAUUCUUGCAAUCACGAUUUCGAAACCAGAUGGAAUCAUCACCAAGAUAAAGUUCAAUGGUAUAGAGAAUUUGCUUGAAGACACAAAUGAAGAAGAACAUAGAGGGUAUUGGGACCUUAAUUGGAGUGAUCCUGGAACUCCAGGCACAACAGGCUACUACGAUAGAAUCAAAGGAACCGAUUUUCAAGUUGUAGUACAGGACGAUGAAAUGGUGGAAGUGUCUUUUACAAGAACAUGGAACCCUUCAUCUAAAGGCAAAUUUGUGCCAUUGAACAUUGAUAGAAGGGUCAUAAUGCUUCAGGGUUUAUCAGGGUUCUACUCUUAUGGUAUUUAUGAGAAAUUAAAGGAAUGGCCUGGAUUUAAUCUUCCUCAAACAAGGAUUGUUUUCAACCUUAAUAAAAAGUGGUUUCAGUAUAUGGCAGUAGCAGAUAACAGACAAAGAAAAAUGCCACUUCCAGAUGACAGGUUACCAGGAAGGUGCCAAGUCCUUGAACCUCCUGAAGCAGUGCUUCUUACAAAUCCUAUAGAAGAAGAAUUUAAAGGAGAGGUGGAUGACAAAUAUCAGUAUUCGUGCGAGGACAGAGAUCUCCAAGUCCAUGGAUGGAUAUGCACCGAUCCCCCUACUGGAAUGUGGCAAAUAACACCUUGUGAUGAGUUCAGAACCGGAGGACCAUUCAAGCAAAACCUUACCUCUCAUGUUGGCCCUUACAACCUUGCUAUGUUUAUAAGUGCACAUUAUGCUGGGGAAGACAUGGUAGCAAAAUUUGCACAAGGUGAGGCAUGGAAAAGGGUGUUUGGUCCGGUUUUUACGUAUGUUAACUGUGUGCCUAAAGAAGAUGACUGGCAUUGGUUGUGGGAUGAUGCUAAGGAACAGGCCUUGAUCGAAACAGAUUGUUGGCCGUACACAUUUCCAGCUUCAGAAGACUAUCCAACAUCUGAUCAAAGGGGUAACCUCUCUGGCAGAUUAUUAGUCCAUGACAGGUAUUUUGAUGAUGAUUAUAUCCCAGCCAAUGGAGCAUAUAUAGGUUUAGCAUCUCCUAAUGAAUCAAAAUCUUGGCAGCUGGAAGGCAAGGGUUACCAGUUUUGGACAACAACAGAUGAAGAUGGUUAUUUUUUCAUAAAUGAUAUAAGGGCUGGUGACUAUAAUCUGUAUGCUUCGGUCCCUGGCUUCAUUGGAGACUAUGUAUGCGACGACAAUGUUUCCAUAACUCCAGGUUGUGAUAUUGACAUGGAGGAGCUUGUGUAUGAACCUCCAAGUGAUGGACCUACAUUGUGGGAAAUCGGUGUUCCUGAUCGAACAGCUAGGGAGUUUUACAUACCUGAUCCGAAUCCUAAGUAUGUCAACAAACUCUUUAUCAAUCACCCUGACAGAUUUAGGCAGUAUGGUUUAUGGGAAAGAUAUGCUGAAUUAUAUCCUAACGAAGAUCUGGUCUACACAAUUGGUGAAAGUGAUUAUGAAAAGGAUUGGUUCUUUGCUCAAGUUACCAGGAAGAAAGGAAAUACAUACCAAGGGACAACAUGGAAAAUCAAGUUCAACCUUGAACAAGUUGAUCAACAUGGAGUCUAUAAACUAAGAUUGGCACUUGCAACUGCGAACAUGGCAGAAUUACAGGUUCGAGUAAACGAUCCAAAAGCAGAACCUCCGGUAUUUACAACAGGACUAAUAGGGAAAGAUAACGCGAUUGCAAGACAUGGGAUUCAUGGGCUAUAUAGGCUUUAUAUUGCAGAUAUACAAGGAAAUAAGCUUGUACAAGGUGAUAAUACAAUCUAUUUGACUCAGGCAAAUGGUGGUAGCCCUUUUGUAGGAAUCAUGUAUGACUAUAUUCGCCUCGAAGGGCCUCCUGAUUCUGAUCAAAGUUAACGUUCCAAGGGUUAUUUUCUCUGAUGUAUAUAAACAAGAUGAAUAUGUAUAUUUUGUUUAUACCACGAAGAUCUUCAUUAUGAAAUGCUACUAUGUUAUGAUGUAUGUCAGUCUUGUCAUGUUAAAUAGAAAGCAAACUCUUGCUUAUAUACUAGUAUGAAGUUUUCUGAAGUGUAAAACAAUUUCAAACAAUAAUACAAGGAAAAUCUGUAACAAACACUUUUCUAAAA
Messenger RNA from Chenopodium quinoa (quinoa), 2226 nucleotides. RefSeq names its product probable rhamnogalacturonate lyase B. The transcript is spliced from 16 exons. The record is from RefSeq and is a predicted model, not a curated record. Gene Ontology annotation, molecular function: carbohydrate binding; catalytic activity. The coding region runs from base 77 to 1996 and encodes 639 amino acids. Lineage: Eukaryota; Viridiplantae; Streptophyta; Magnoliopsida; Caryophyllales; Amaranthaceae. Gene Ontology annotation, biological process: carbohydrate metabolic process.